Messenger RNA from Phaedon cochleariae (mustard beetle), 4120 nucleotides. NCBI's taxonomy places the organism in Eukaryota, Metazoa, Arthropoda, Insecta, Coleoptera, Chrysomelidae. The record is from the annotation of a GenBank genome assembly.
AAUCAAUGAAUCAAAACAUAUUUAUCGAAAAUUUGGAUUUGAAAUUCCACCUCUUAAAAAAUUAAUGGUACAGAGUACAAGUACAAAAAUAUUCUCAAAGUACUGACAUACAUGAUAAUAUAUUCAAUGAAUAGUUUAUUUUGAGGACAAUUCAGCAUUACAAAAAAACUGAUAAUGGCACUAAAUUCCAAAAUACCAAAAAUAGCAAAGCAAAUACAAAUAGCAACAAGAUCAUAUUCUGAGCAAUUACCUAAAAUUACAACUCACUACACCAUUCAUCCAAGGGAACAAGAUCCACGAUGGAAAGAUGUGAAUAUGGAAAGAUUUGCCGACGAAACAGACAUACUGAUCAUAGGAGGGGGCCCUGCUGGCAUGAGUGCUGCCAUCAGAGCCAAACAAUUAGCUGAGAAAGAUGGAAGAGAGCUUAGAGUAUGUCUGGUUGAAAAAGCUUCAGAAGUUGGAGGUCACAUACUGUCAGGAGCAGUUAUACAACCCACUGCUCUAGAGGAGUUGAUACCUGAUUGGAAAGAACAAGGAGCCCCUCUGAAUACUCCUGUUACUGAGGAUAAGUUUGGUUUUCUGACUGAGAAAGGAAGAAUCAACAUACCAGUUUUCAAGGGCCUUCCGAUGGACAACCACGGCAACUACAUCGUCCGCCUGGGUCACGUGGUGCGGUGGCUCGGCACCGUUGCCGAGUCGCUCGGCGUCGAGAUCUACCCAGGCUAUGCCGCCUCCGAGGUGCUCUACCAUGGCGACGGCAGCGUGAAGGGCGUCGCGACGAACGACGUCGGCGUCGCUAAAGACGGUUCUCCGAAGGGCAGUUUCGAGAGGGGCAUGGAGUUGCACGCGAAGUGUACGAUUUUUGCUGAGGGGUGUCACGGACACCUGGCCAAGCAGGUGAUUGGCAGGUUCGGGCUGAGGAGCGGUUGCGAGGCUCAGACCUACGGUAUAGGCCUGAAAGAAGUAUGGGAAAUCGACCCCUCGAAACACUCCCCCGGUCGAGUAGAGCACACCUUCGGCUGGCCCCUCGACCCCCACACGUACGGGGGCUCCUUCCUCUAUCACCUCAACGAACCCACCCCCCUGGUGGCGGUGGGGUUCGUUGUGGGGCUCGACUACACCAACCCCUACUUGAGCCCCUUCAGGGAGUUCCAGCGCUUCAAGCACCACCCCUCGGUGAGGGGGUAUUUCGAGGGGGGUAGUAGGAUCGCGUACGGGGCCAGGGCUCUCGUGGAGGGGGGAUAUCAAAGCAUCCCGAAGCUGAGUUUUCCAGGAGGGUGUCUAGUCGGCGAUACGGCAGGAUUCCUGAACGUGCCGAAAAUCAAAGGAACCCACAACGCGAUGAAGAGCGGCAUGGUGGCAGCGGAGAGCGCCUACGAAGCCAUCAACUCCGAAAAGCAAGCCACCGAGGGCUUCGAACCCGCUUCUUACGAGGACAGGAUGAAGAGUAGCUGGGUGUGGAAAGAACUGAAAGCUGUGCGGAACAUUCGGCCGAGUUUUCAUAAUCCCUUGGGACUGUACGGGGGGCUGGUUCACAGUGGGGUGUCGAUCGCGCUGGGCGGACGAGAGCCGUGGACGUUGAAACACGGAGAUCCCGACCACAAACGCCUCAAACCGGCGAAAGAGUGCACGCCGAUCGAGUACCCAAAACCGGACGGCAAGAUCAGCUUCGACCUGUUGACCUCUGUGGCCCUAACGGGAACCAAUCACGAGGGCGACCAGCCGCCACACCUGACCUUGAAGGACGAUUCGGUGCCGGUCGAUGUUAACCUGAAGGUGUUCGAUGGACCCGAGAGCAGGUUCUGCCCGGCCGGUGAUGGUAAAAAGGAACCAGAUUGUUCUACUGGAUCAUGGAAUGAUGGAAGUCUACGACCAGGGGAUAUUAGAAAAUCGAAGCAAAUGAAAAUCCGACCAUCAGGAAGCAAUAACAUACCACCCCAGGUUAUGACACCACACAGCCUGGAGCGGCGAACGAGACGAAUCCAAAAAAAUUCGAAAUGCGUUUUUGCGCCAAAUGCUAUAUCGAGUUACUGGCUGCUUUCAUGUACUCCGUGUCUUGAGACCACCUGUUAGAUACCAACACCUGCUGGGCCAGGUGAUUCAGCAGGACAAAGUAAUAGAGUCUCAACGGAAAAAGUCGCGUACCUACCUCUCUCUGUAUACGUUCUACUGGGAAACGAACGACCGCCCGUGUCACCAGAAGAAGACAAACAUCCUCAAGUCAGCUGGCAUCGGAGACAAACAAGGUAUAACUGUCGACAACCAUUUUUUUCAUUAUUAUUUAGGCCACUCGUUACGCUUUUUACAUUUUUUGAAGUCCCCGAAAAAAUAACUGACGUUUUAUAUUUUUCCGAACUUUUCUCGCUAUUAUAUUCCGCUUGUUUUCGAGCAUCAAUAGAAUCGAUCGUUUUCACAGUGCAUCCUGUAUUACAGAUACGUCAAUAGGCUACUCUGAUAUUGUAUUUUUCACAUUCAACAAUAACAGUUUGUUAAGAACGUCAACAGAUUUUGCAUACCAUUUAAAUGUGUUUUUGCUUUGAUUAGUCGCACUGAGAAGAUAAUCCACCACCAUGUAAAAUGUUGAAGCCAAAUUUGGGCGGCGCAAGCGAAAAAUAUGGCGUAUUUGUUAAUACUCUCGGAAUCUGCUCGAGUCAUCAAUCUGCAAGUUGCUGAACUAUCUAGUAAUAUCCUUCUUUCUGAAGCAGGAAAAUCACUAACUUUGAUAUUUUGUAGGCUUUUGAAUAAUAAAAAUAUUUUAAUCCGGUCCUAUAAUGCAACAUUUUACUUGCAUAAGAACAUCUAAAAAUAAAUUUCAAAUUAAAUCUGCAUUACCGAUCUCUACCCUUCGCUACUCAACAAAAAGUAUUUCACCUUGCCGCUCAUAGAUACCGCCACCCACUGAAAAGAAUUUCUGGCUUAAUUGCUCUAAUAAGAGUGGUUCAUUGCAAAUUAUAAGGAAAUGGCCGGAAAUGCGUUGUCCAUAGUUGAUAAAAACUACGGCCUGAAGACGAUGCCGAGAACGAUGCUAUUCUGCCAACCGAUAUCGAUGUUGAUGACGUCAAUUGUUAAUUGCCCGUUGCCAAGUCAUCGAAAUAUCCCUAGUAUCCCUUCGAUUUUUAGGGUGAUAUAAUAUGGGAUAAAAUUGAUGCGACAACAUCAGGAAACAAUAUACAUUCAAUGGAUGUUGGAUGCCCUAGGUAUAUAUAAAAAAAAACAUGGCAAGAUAUAUUUCCUAAUUAAAAUGGAAUAUUUCCUUAUUUUUUUCGAUUUUUGAUGAAAACUAUGUAUAAAUAUCAUUUGAUGCAAUCAUUCGUUAUUUAAAAUCAUCGCAAACAUUUUUUUUGAGAAUGAAAUUUGGCACCUUCGAAAAACGCCAGCUUCGAUGACUUCAUGAAUCGAACCGAAAGUCAUCGUUAUCUGAAAUGUGGCUUUCGCUUAAAAAGUGGGGCCACAUAUUUCGACGCUGCCAGAUUUGUUACUAGUAAUCACCUUAUGAGAUUCAUUAUGACCAAUGACAAUAGUAUUCACUUUCACAGACAAUAAACAAUAGUUCGACCUGGUUCCUAACAAUCACUAAUUGAAUACUUAUAUACUAGCAAGAUGCUUCACCAAUAAAAAUAUCCUAGUAUUCCUAAUAAUGAUCGGAAUUUCAAUUAAAUCCAGAUUAUUUUGUGGCAGGAAUACAAGACAUCUUGUCAUGAUGCGAAUAUUCAAAGAUAUUGCUUUUAUUAUCUGAUUCUUCCGUUGUGUGACAAUCAGAAACACCCUUGCAUUUGUCUUACAUAAAUAGAUAAUAGAUACGUAUGUCGAAUGUUUUCGGAUGAUUACGUCACGCGUUUUUCAUGUUAUGAAAUAUAUCGUGAAACAGAGCUCUGGCGAAAAAGCGGUAUGCGAUAGUGAACUAGUUAGGGUUAGUACUUCCGUACUUCGAAAUAAUGAAAUAAAAUUUGUCACUGAAACAGGCCCAUUUCUGUUAUUUCCAGAUAUAUUAUACUUUGAUAUCUGGCAACUGUGUGUUUCAGUCACUCUGCCGUGAUGUCAGUAGUUAUGGGCUAUAUUCCGAAUUCAACUGGUCAGUACUGUCAGUAGAUCCACUGAAUCUGCUGAAAAUCUGUGUUCC